Poecilia latipinna (sailfin molly) is the source of this 1326-nucleotide messenger RNA. RefSeq names its product olfactory receptor 146-like. Gene Ontology annotation, biological process: detection of chemical stimulus involved in sensory perception of smell; G protein-coupled receptor signaling pathway. Gene Ontology annotation, cellular component: membrane. Gene Ontology annotation, molecular function: odorant binding; G protein-coupled receptor activity; olfactory receptor activity. The transcript has a single exon. The record is from RefSeq and is a predicted model, not a curated record. NCBI's taxonomy places the organism in Eukaryota, Metazoa, Chordata, Actinopteri, Cyprinodontiformes, Poeciliidae. Bases 236 to 1237 code for a protein of 333 amino acids.
UUAAAUGUUUUUAUUAGUGCAGUUUUCAUCCACAUGUGUUACUUUUGUGUGAUUUGAGGCACUGACAGUAAAAUCAGUUUAAAGAAGUUUUAUGAUGGAAACCUUCAGCUGUAACACAGACACACAUGAUCAUAAAGACUGGAGGAUCAUCAUGAAUAACAAGUAAUUAUUUUCCCAACAUUUAUGUAAAAGUUCAUAUCGUCAGAUUGGAGCGUUCACUGUGUGAUGUUUGCAGAUGUUUGUUGGUGGUGUUGAACAGUUCGAAUCAUCCAUAAACUUUCCUUCCAGGUCGGAGGAAGGCUUCGUCUACAACAGCCUCACGCUGCAGCUGGAGAGUUUAAAUGUCUCCGGUGGAUCUAGAUAUGCUGCGUUUCUCUCCAUUCUUCUCUCCUUUGUGUUUAUCAUUGUUGCAAACGUUGGGGUGGCUGUCCUGGUUUUUCUGGAUAAGAGCCUUCACCAGCCCAUGUAUCUCCUGCUCUGUAGCUUAUCGGCCAACGAUGUUUUGGGGAACUCUGUCGUGUUGCCCCGCGUGCUGCUGGACGUCCUGCGGCCGCCCGCGGACCGCCUCAUCGGUUACUACGAGUGCGUCCUCCAGGCCUUCAUCAUCCACAUGUUCAACACCACCUGCCACACGGUGCUGAUGGCCAUGGCCUUCGACAGGUAUGUGGCCAUCGGCAACCCUCUGCGUUACUCUGCCAUCAUGACCAACAGGAUGGUGAUGAAGCUGACGGUUGGUGCCUGGGGAGUGGCGCUGGUUCUGGUCGGGGUCCUACUGGGUCUGACGGUCCGGCUGAGCCGCUGCAGGACUUUCAUGAGAAGCCUGUACUGUAACAACGCCUCGUUGUUUCUGCUCUCGUGUGAGGAUGUUUUCAUCAAUAACGCGUACGGCCUGAGCUUCACUGUGGUUCUGUUCACCGCCUCCAUCGGCAGCAUGGUGGUAACUUACACCAAGAUCACCAUCGUCUGUCUGACCAGCAAGAGCACAACUCUGAACAGGAGAGCUCUGAAAACCUGCAGCACACACCUGCUGGUUUAUCUGAUCAUGUUUCUCAGUGGAAUGAUCAUCAUUAUCCUGCAGCGCUUCCCUCAGUACGCAGAGGAAAAGAAAAUCGCAGCUCUUUUGUUCCACAUUGUUCCUGGUGCCUUAAAUCCCGUCAUUUAUGGCAUGCAGUCCAAAGAGAUUCAGAAAUAUUUUUCUAGGACGUUUUACUCCAAUAAAGUUUUGAUGUCACCUUAAAGACUGUCUGAAAGCACUUUCCUUUCACAGAAAUAACUAAAGAUAUUUUAUUUUUUGGAAGCUCCAAAGUUAAACCAGAGAUUAGUACA